Messenger RNA from Oldenlandia corymbosa var. corymbosa, 3828 nucleotides. The record is from the annotation of a GenBank genome assembly. NCBI's taxonomy places the organism in Eukaryota, Viridiplantae, Streptophyta, Magnoliopsida, Gentianales, Rubiaceae.
AUGUUGAAGACCAAUUCAUCAUCAAUGGCUUCUUCCAAAUCUGUUUCUUCUUCCUGUUCCUCUGUUCCAAAAUCCCUUUACCAAGAAAAUGAGAAAUUGGAUUAUGAUUAUGUUAGUUCAUUAGUCACUACAAUCAAUCAACACAUUGAUGCAUUACUUGCAAAUGCAAAAGCAUGGAUGUCUUUGAAGCUGAAGUGCAUUUCCAAGCUCAAUGUUGAAAAACAGCAAUCAUGUUUUGAGUUCUCGGAGUACUCAAUAGUGUCAAACUUGUACUGGGGUAUUGAGUCCAUUGAUAAUGCAACACAAGCCAAAAUCCCAGAAGAAGAAAGAGCCUUAAAGUUGUUGAAUUCAGAGAAAAUGCUUCAAGUUCCUGCUUCAUUACAUGAGCAAGGACUAACUUCUGGAAUUCCCAAUGAGUAUUUGGUCUGUUGCUCCUAUUUUUACUUGUCGGUUGUUAGGAACCUUCAGAGGGAUGAUUGGCAGGUUGCAUUGCAUUUUCUUCAAGCUCUUGUGGUGUCUCCUAGACUUGUGCAAGAAGAUUUUGCACCAGAACUCUGCAAAAUCAUGCUUCAUUCGUACGUUAGGCGAAAAAGGAUGGAUCUUGAUCAUAGGAAUGAGGAUACUGAAGUUGUUAUGGGAGCAAUGGCCAGGGAGUACAAAGCUUGGUUGUUAUAUUAUCAGAUCAUGUCUGAUGGGGAGCGUAAUUCGAAGCAAGUUGAUGAAAGAUUUUCCAAGAUUGUCGUGAGUAAGGCAAGUGUCUUCAGGAGUACUAAAGGAAAUACCCAAGUGACUAAUCUGCAGGGCAGUUAUGCAGAAACCACCAGAAGUUCAAGUAUCAGAUACCUAAAAGAUAUAUUGCUCGAAUCAUCUUCGGACAUAGGUUCAUCCAACAGCAACUCUACAGAAACUGUUUUUGAGGAAACUCAAAGAGAAUCGAAAGUGUCGAUGAAACUCAGAAACAGAUGUGCAGAAGAUGUGCAAGCUCAAAUUGUUGAUCAGAACCAGCCGGGAUCUCUCUUCAAGUCCAAUAUUCAUCAAGAUAAAAAAGCAUGUAGACAGAAAGACCACAAAAAUGACAAGGGGUUGAUGGUUAUGGAUCUCUUUUCCAGAACACAAUCUGAUUCAUUCAGGCAUACAGACAUAUCGGCGCUAGGACUACAUGAUUUGGAGGCGCAUUUCCUAGCAGACGGAAAUCCAGAAAAGGAUUCUACUCUAGGGAGGCUAGAGUUGCAUGAUUACCAACAAUCUGAUAUCAAGCAGCUCCAUCAGCUGCAUCGCACGCGAAGUUUAGCUACGGAUGUGAGGUUGACAAGCGCGAGUUUCCAGGAUAGUUUAUAUAAAGUUCAAAGAUUCCCUGAAGAAACUUCUCAGAUUGAACAAGUACAAAUACUAGAAAAGAUAAUCUCAAACCUUUGCUUCUCAGAAACAUUGGGAAAUGUUGAGGAAGAUUACACCAUCGAGAUUUCAACUGUGUAUAAGUUGUUGAACAACAGAAGAGGGCUUAAGUAUUCUCUACUCAAGGACAUCAUUGUAGAUCAGUUGCUCAUGGCUAUCUCAAAAUCGGAAAAGGAGCAAGUAAUAAGGGCUUCAGUGACAAUACUUUCAACAAUCAUUUCAUGGAACAAACCAAUCAUAGAGGACAUUAAGAGGAAGGGGCUUCAGUUGUAUGAUCUGGCCAGUGCACUUAGAAGAAAUGUGCAUGAGGCAUCUGUUUUGAUCUAUUUGAUAAAUCCUCCACCAGAAGAGAUAAAGAUGUUGGAAAUUUUACCUUGUUUGGUGGACGUUGUGUGCACUUCCAACAGCUACAAGUAUGCCAUAACAUCGCUUUUGCUGACGCCUCGUGCAGCAUCUUUGAUGAUCAUUGAAGUAUUAGUGACUGCGUUUGACUGCAGGACAAAUAACAUGCACCUCUCCAUAAUCAGUUCACCUAGAGUUCUUUCCGGGUUACUUGAUAUCCCCGGAAACGAUAACCUUGAAGAAUUCAUAUCCUUGGCCUCCAUCCUUGUAAGGUGCAUGCGUUUCGAUGGACAAUGCAGGAGAUUCAUCACUGAGUUUGCUCCAGUUUCUGAGUUUAUCUCUCUAAUAAGAAGCAACCAGAAACGAGCAUCAUCGACUGCAUUGGAAUUUCUGCAUGAACUGCUCCAAAUGCCAAGAUCAAAUGCCAUCAAACUACUGAAAGAGAUACGAAAAUCUGGAAGCGGCCAAAUGAUGAGUGCAUUGUUACUACUGAUCCAGAAUUCUCAACCUGAGCACAGACUUUUAGCAGCAAGUUUGCUGCUCCAAUUAGACAUGCUGGAUGAAGAUUCCGGAAAGCUUAUGUAUCAAGAAGAAGCAGUAAAGAUACUGAUUGAAUCGCUGGCGUGCGAAGAUAAUUCUUCCUUACAAGCUUUAUCAGCAUCCAUCCUAUCAAACAUUGGUGGAACUUAUUCUUGGACAGGAGAACCUUAUACAGUCGCAUGGCUGACAAAGAAAGCUGGUUUAACCUCACUACAUCACAAGAACAUGAUAAAGAAAUAUGACUUCGCGGAUGAAAGUUUGCUGGAUGCAGGUGUAGACAAAUGGUGCGGGAAACUGGCAAGAUGUGUCAUGAAGUUUGGGAUUCCUGUCUUCCAUGAUCUGGUUAAGGGACUUAACAACAAGUCAAAGAGAAUUUCUCGAGACUGCCUGACAACUAUUGCAUGGAUUGGUUGUGAAGUAGCAAAGAGUUCUGAAAGUUUGCGAUAUGGUGCGUGCGAGAUUUUGUUAAGCAGCAUCGAGCAAUACGUGCAUCCUGGAAUCGAUCUUGAAGAAAGAUUGUUGGCUUGUUUAUGUAUAUACAACUACACAUUGGGUAGAGGGAUGAAAAAACUGAUUCAUUUUUCAGAAGGUGUAAAAGAAUCUCUGAGGCGUCUAGCAAGUGUUACCUGGAUGGCCGAAGAAUUACUAAAAGUAGCUGACUAUUUCCAGCCAAAUAAAUGGACGUUAGAGAUAGUUCAUAGCAACAAUGGAGCUGUUACUGCUCUAAUCUACUACAAGGGACUGCUUUGCAGUGGAUAUGCAGAUGGUUCAAUAAAGAUGUGGGACAUCAAGGGACACACUGCAACUGUGGUACAGGAAAUGAAAAAUCACAAUAAAGCCGUGACAUGCUUUUCGCUUCUUGAACCAGGGAACUGCCUCCUGAGUGGAUCUGCUGACAAAACUAUUAAGAUUUGGCAAAUGGUUCAACAGCAUCUGGAAUGCAUUGAAGUCAUUUCAACAAAUAGCUCAAUAGAUAGAUUGGAUACAUAUGGAGAACUGAUCUUUAUGAUUAGCCGAGGUCACAAAAUGAAGGUGUUUGAUGCCUCAAGAAAUGCCAAAGAUGUAUUCAAGCAUAAACGUGUGAAGACCAUGAAAGUCACGCAGGGAAAAGUUUACGCGGGCUGCAUGGAUUCGAGUAUACAGGAAUUGGCUAUUGCAACUGGCCGGGAGCAAGAGAUCAGAGCACCAGCAAAGAUGUGGAUGAUGCAGAAUAAGCCCAUAAACUCGCUUGCUAGUUACAAAGAGUGGCUCUAUGGAGCAAGUGUAGUAGUUGAAGGUUCAAAGAUUAAGGAUUGGAGAAGAAACAUUAAGCCUCAAGUUUCGGUAACUUGUGACAAGGGUGCAAACGUGUUAGCCAUGGAAGUAGUGGAAGAUUUCAUAUACAUAAACUCAGCUGCAUCAAGAAGUACCCUUCAGAUUUGGUUGAGAGGAACAAUGCAUAAAGUGGGAAGAUUGUCAGCUGGGAGCAAAGUAACAAGUCUACUAGGUGCCAAUGACAUGAUUCUAUGUGGUACUGAGACAGGACUUAUUAAGGGCUGGAUUCCAUUGUAG